This is a messenger RNA of Phaedon cochleariae (mustard beetle), 2643 nucleotides long. NCBI's taxonomy places the organism in Eukaryota, Metazoa, Arthropoda, Insecta, Coleoptera, Chrysomelidae. The record is from the annotation of a GenBank genome assembly.
AUGAUUUUCUUCAAACCUCCUUGGGUCAAUCAUGAAGAUAAUAAACCAAUAUUCUCUGUUGACAUCCAUCCAAAUGGAGGAAGAUUUGCCACUGGUGGCCAAGGUGGCUCAGGAGGCCGCAUUGUUAUUUGGAACUUUGGUCCUGUCAUUGAUGAGAAUGAAGAGAUGAACAUCAAGAUUCCCAAGAUGUUGUGUCAGAUGGAUAAUCACCUUGCAUGUGUCAACAUAGUCAGGUGGAGCAAUGCAGGUCAUCUUUUAGCCUCUGGAGGAGACGACAAACUAGUGAUGAUCUGGAGGCUUACCAACGAAGGAAGUUCAUCGAUAUUUGGCAGUGGAAAAAUCAAUGUUGAGACUUGGAAGUGCAUUCACACCCUGAAUUCUCACAAUGGGGAUGUUUUAGAUAUUGCUUGGGCUCCUCAUGACGGAUGGCUGGCGUCAGGGAGUGUAGAUAAUACAGUUAUUAUAUGGAAUGCACAAAAGUUUCCUGAAAAGGUUUCUUUGCUGAAAAAUCAUACGGGAAUGGUGAAGGGUAUCACUUGGGAUCCUGUGGGAAAAUACAUAGCCAGUCAAUCAGAUGACAAAUCUCUUCGCAUCUGGAGGACAUCUGACUGGGCUCAGCAGGAAGUGGUCACCGAUCCAUUCACAGAAUGUUCUGCAACGACUCAUGUGUUGAGACUAAGCUGGUCACCUGAUGGACAGUAUUUGGUAUCAGCCCAUGCUAUGAAUGGUGGUGGACCAACAGCACAGAUAAUUGAAAGAGAGGGAUGGAGACAAGAUAAGGAUUUCGUAGGGCACAGGAAAGCUGUUACUUGUGUGAGAUUCAAUUCCAACAUAUUGAAGAAAGAAACCCCAGACAAGCCGAAAUCCACACAAUACUGCUGUUGUGCAAUUGGUUCUAGGGAUCGCUCCAUAAGUGUAUGGCUAACUUCACUCAAACGACCAUUAGUUGUCAUAAAAGAUCUUUUUGAUGACAGCGUUUUAGAUAUUUCUUGGAGCAGUAAUGGGUUGUACCUUUUGGCAUGUUCUUGGGACGGAACCGUUGCAUGUGUUACAUUUACUCAGCAAGAGAUUGGAACACCAUUAUCGAUGGAUGAAAAGAAUACUCUCUAUGAACGUGUAUACCACAAAUCCUUCCAGAAGAAUUGGAAUCUCAGCUUUCAAGGAACACAAAUCGUUGAAAACCCUGAACUACUCUCCGCAAUUGAUGAAAUUAAUGAGGAAAAUGUUAAACCUCCUCUGAAUAUUGAAAUCCAGGACCCUCAUCUAGUGAAUAAAGAUGUCUCAUUUGAAUCUCCAAAUUUGAACCAGAGUAUUCUGGUUCCAGCAAAUAAGCAAGUUGAGACGAGGUUGCCAUCUGGGAAAAGAAGGAUUACUCCAAUGAUGUUGACUUCUGUGCCAAAUACAAGUAAUGAUAUAGCAAAUGAGAGCGUACAGUUGAAUAGUGUCUCUGUUGGCCAGACGUCUUUCAGUAGGUCGUCCCCUACGAAGAGUCAGAUAGUAGUUGAAACCAUAAAAGUUCCUCAGGAAAUGAACGAUACCAGAAAAGUGGAUCAAUGUAAAUCGAUCAAUAAAUCAAGUGUUCAGACACCGGGGAUAAAGAUAAACCAACUAAUGUGCUGUGAAGUCCCAGGUGAUGAGCCAAUAAUCAAAUUCAUCAAUAUAUUAGACCCAUUGAAACUUCCUCCUGGUGUUACUGUGACUAAAGAAUAUGGCACGAUAAAAAUACAGGUUACCAAUAACUGCCAUAAAAUACCCAAAGGUUCCUUAUCCAAAAUAGAAGUCUUUAGGAGUAUAAAUGAUAAGGGUCCUAAGUGGGAUACUUAUUUAGGAGCACCUAUACGAUGUGUGGCAUCCAACAGAUCAAUGAUAGUAGCAUCCUGUGAAGACUCAACAAUCCAUUGUUAUGAUCUCAAAUCUGGUGCUAGACCCAUUCCAACUAUACUCAUUGAAGACUUAGUUUCAUCUCUCAGCUUAUCACAAACCGGGUAUUGCCUGGUUUUGACAAAAACUGGGCUAUUGCAUAUGUGGGACUUUAAAAAACCCAAAAAUAUACUUUCGAGGAUAUCUGUCAGGAGUUUAUUGUCAGGAAAAGGUACUGUGAAUAGUUGUAGUAUGGGUCCUUCCAAUCAACCUAUGGUAACAUUAACAGAUGGACGAGCCUACACUUUUAGUAUGGAUUUACAAUCAUGGGUCCAAUUAUCAAAUCCUUUGGAUCCCGUUUGUGGAACAGGAGGUAGUCUAACAAGGAAGGUAGCUUCAAACCUUCCGCUUGCCUCGUUACAGAGGUGCCUGCCUUCUCAACGCAACCUAGAUACAUUGCCCCCGGGUGUGAUGCUCAGUUUCCUGGAAUCUCAAAUCACAGCCACUAACAUACUCGAAUCUUUCACAGAAUACAAGCAUUGGUUGAUGAUCACCGUAAAUCAUUUACUUGAUAAAGGACCUGAAUGCCGGUUGAGGUUGAUAUUGGAUGAUUUGAUGGGGCCUAAUCACUCCAGUGUCAAAAAACAAAGAAUUGAUAACAAUGUAAUGGAUGCUUCAAAAAAGAAUUUGUUGACUGAAGUGCUUGGGCUCGUCAAAACGAAAUUACCAUGGCAAAGACUGUAUCAUGAAUAUAAGGAACAAUUAAUGGAGGUGUCAGAAUAG